AUGGCGGGGGGCCGGAGGGGACUUGUGGCCCCUCAGAAUACUUUUUUGGAGAAUAUUGUGAGACGGUCGAACGACACCAACUUUGUCCUGGGAAACGCGCAGAUAGUGGACUGGCCCAUCGUCUACAGCAACGAUGGUUUCUGCAAGUUGUCGGGGUACCACCGAGCCGAGGUGAUGCAGAAGAGCAGCACCUGCAGCUUCAUGUACGGGGAGCUCACAGACAAGGACACGACGGAAAAAGUGCGACUAACGUUCGAGAAUUAUGAGAUGAACUCGUUUGAAAUACUGAUGUACAAGAAGAACAGGACGCCUGUUUGGUUUUUUGUGAAGAUCGCUCCCAUUCGAAACGAACAAGAGAAAGUGGUGCUGUUUCUGUGCACGUUCAGCGACAUCACAGCCUUCAAGCAGCCCAUCGAAGACGACUCGUCCAAAGGCUGGGGAAAGUUUGCUCGACUGACUCGAGCUCUAACAAGCAGCAGAGGAGUCUUACAGCAGCUGCAGCCCACAGUUCACAAAGGAGAGAAUGUCCACAAGCACUCCCGGCUGGCUGAGGUUCUGCAGCUCGGCUCAGACAUCCUACCUCAGUACAAGCAGGAGACUCCCAAAACCCCUCCUCACAUCAUCCUGCACUACUGCCUCUUCAAGACCACGUGGGACUGGGUCAUCCUCAUCCUCACCUUCUACACGGCCAUCAUGGUGCCCUACAACGUGUCCUUCAAGACGAAGCAGAACAACGUGACGUGGCUGGUGGUGGACAGCAUCGUGGACGUCAUCUUCUUGGUGGACAUCGUCCUGAACUUCCACACCACGUUCGUGGGACCCGCCGGCGAGGUCAUCUCGGACCCCAAACUGAUUCGAAUGAACUACCUGAAGACCUGGUUUGUUAUCGACCUGCUGUCCUGCCUGCCGUACGACGUCAUCAACGCCUUCGAGAACGUCGACGAGGGCAUCAGCAGUCUGUUCAGCUCGCUCAAGGUGGUCCGGCUUCUCCGUCUGGGCCGGGUCGCCCGCAAACUGGACCACUACAUCGAGUACGGGGCGGCUGUUCUGGUGCUGCUGGUGUGUGUUUUCGGACUGGCCGCUCACUGGCUCGCCUGCAUUUGGUACAGUAUUGGGGAUUAUGAGGUUAUCGACGAGGAAACCAACAUCGUGCGGACGGACAGCUGGCUCUACAUCCUGGCUGAGACCGUGGGAACGCCGUACCGCUUCAACGCCAGCGGUUCAGGGAAGUGGGAGGGCGGCCCGAACAAGGACUCGGUCUACAUCACCUCCUUGUACUUCACCAUGACCAGCCUGACCAGCAUCGGCUUCGGCAACAUCGCCCCCACCACGGACGGGGAGAAAAUCUUCGCCGUGGCCAUGAUGAUGAUUGGAUCUCUUCUUUACGCCACCAUCUUUGGUAACGUGACAACGAUCUUCCAGCAGAUGUACGCCAACACGAAUCGUUACCACGAGAUGCUGAACAGCGUCCGGGACUUCCUGAAGCUCUACCAGGUGCCCAAAGGUUUGAGCGAAAGAGUCAUGGACUACAUCGCCUCCACCUGGUCCAUGUCGCGGGGUAUAGACACCGAAAAGGUGCUGCAGAUUUGCCCGAAGGACAUGAGAGCAGACAUUUGCGUUCAUCUCAACCGCAAGGUUUUCAAGGAGCACCCGGCUUUCCGGCUGGCCAGCGACGGGUGCCUCCGGGCGCUGGCCAUGGAGUUCCAGACCAUCCACUGCGCUCCGGGCGACCUCAUCUACCACGCCGGCGAGAGCGUGGACAGCCUCUGUUUCGUGGUGUCGGGAUCGCUGGAGGUCAUUCAGGACGACGAGGUGGUGGCCAUUUUGGGUAAGGGAGAUGUGUUUGGGGAUGUUUUCUGGAAGGAGGUGACGUUGGCUCAGGCCUGCGCCAACGUCCGAAUCGUCUUCCGAAAGAUCAGCGAUGUCAAACGGGAGGAAGAGGAGCGACAGAGGCGUAAAAACGAAGCCCCUCUGAACCUGCCGCCAGAUCACCCGGUUCGUAAACUCUUCCAGCGCUUCCGACAGCAGAAGGAGGCCCGUCUGGCCAAACCAGAACUGGACGAGCAGGACAUCGAGAAGGGCCCCGUCUACGUGGACGUCCCGCUGGCUAAAGCGGCCAUCACAACCACCAGCAUCGUCACGGUAACAGAAAGCCCAGCGACGCCCUCUUCUUCGACGCCUUCGUCUUCAACGCCUCCGAACUGCAGCCCCUCGGACAAGGCCAAGCUGCAGGUGCCGUCGCCCAUCUCUCUGGUGGGAGGCCGAGCUGCUGAACCGGCCAAAGUGAAAGGCUGGGGCCGCUUCAAGGAGUCCAUGGCCAAAGCCGACAACUGGAACAAAGUGUCCAAAGCCGAAUCCAUGGAGACUUUACCCGAACGGACCAAGGUGCACGAAUCGCAGAUGUCUCUAAAGAAGACGGACUCGUGCGACAGCGGCAUCACCAAAAGUGACCUGCGUCUGGACAAAGUGGGCGACUUCCGGCUGACGCCUCAGGACCGCAGUCCGGCCCAGCCGCCAGAGACCAGGCACGUCUUCUACCCCAUCCCCGAGCAGACGCUGCAGGCCUCGCUGCAGGAGCUCAAGCUGGAGCUGAAGGACGACCUCAAGAACCUGAACAAUCGCAUGUCCGGCCUGGAGGCGCAGCUCACCGAAGCGCUUCAACUCCUCAAAGCCAGGAAGUCGAGCGUCGGCUCCCCGCAGCCUCUCUUUGACAUUUCUAGACCUGCUUCACCGGAAGUGGACAAAGAGGACAUCUUCUCUUGA
This is a messenger RNA of Stegastes partitus (bicolor damselfish), 2763 nucleotides long. Its product is annotated as potassium voltage-gated channel subfamily H member 1-like. The transcript has 12 exons. Gene Ontology annotation, molecular function: delayed rectifier potassium channel activity. Gene Ontology annotation, biological process: regulation of membrane potential; potassium ion transmembrane transport. The record is from RefSeq and is a predicted model, not a curated record. NCBI's taxonomy places the organism in Eukaryota, Metazoa, Chordata, Actinopteri, Pomacentridae. The coding region runs from base 1 to 2763 and encodes 920 amino acids. Gene Ontology annotation, cellular component: plasma membrane; voltage-gated potassium channel complex.